Molecule: messenger RNA, 186 nt
Organism: Acaulospora colombiana
Lineage: Eukaryota; Fungi; Glomeromycota; Glomeromycetes; Diversisporales; Acaulosporaceae
Source: the annotation of a GenBank genome assembly
AUGGAUGCUGCACAAAAUGUCCCACAAAAACCUCCUGAAACAGUCGUCAUAUGUCCUGGUAGCUUCGUACCUGGUGCUCCGGUUGAUCCAUUACGAAAUUCAUUAAAGUUUCCAACAAUAGGAAGCGAUAAUCGUUCCUCGCAAAAAAUCUUUCCCUUUAAAUUACGUUCCAGUAAUAUGCUUUGA